Anopheles maculipalpis is the source of this 1089-nucleotide messenger RNA. Its product is annotated as pancreatic triacylglycerol lipase-like. Bases 1 to 1089 code for a protein of 362 amino acids. The record is from RefSeq and is a predicted model, not a curated record. Gene Ontology annotation, biological process: lipid metabolic process. Gene Ontology annotation, molecular function: lipase activity. NCBI's taxonomy places the organism in Eukaryota, Metazoa, Arthropoda, Insecta, Diptera, Culicidae. The transcript is spliced from 3 exons.
AUGAUGCCAACGUUGAGUUACUUUUUAGUCUUUAUACUUUUAAUAAUUUUUUUCACGGCAGGAUUGUUUCCCACCAAUCGUAGUCCGAUCCUGUAUAAUCGAUUAACAUUCAACUACACCGAAGAAAGCUCUUCCUGGUAUUGUGACGAUGUGUUCUUAAAUGUUGUGAAACAACACAUAAAAACUUACGGCUAUCAUCAAGCUUCGAAAGGACAGAGUUUCUCGCAGCAGUUAAGUCUCACUGAGACGGCCAACAUAAGCUUCCAUCUGUUUACUCGGCAGAAUCCCACCGCUAGCCAACGAUUAGUGCCGACGGUGGAAUCGGUCAAUGGUUCCUACUUCAACGCUUCCCGUCCAACUCGAGUGAUCGUGCACGGAUUUUGCAACUGCCAGCAUUCCGAUUUCUGCCAAAGCAUCAAAGACGCAUUGCUGUAUGCAAACGACCUGAACAUUAUCUCCAUCGAUUGGAGUGAUACGGCCGGUUUGUUAGAUUACAUACUGUUACGGCUACGGUUGGAUCAUGUUGCCGCAUCGCUCGCGAACUUUGUCGACUUUCUACACAACACCACAGACCUUGACAUGAGUCAAGUGCAUCUGAUUGGACACAGUCUUGGUGCGCAUCUUGCCGGCUUGAGCGGGAAACGGGUCACCACUGGGCGAGUAGGUGCAAUCGUUGGACUUGAUCCUGCGGGACCACUUUUUUCCAGCAGAGAUCCUACAGCACGACUGGCCAGCACGGAUGCAGUGUACGUGGAGGUGAUUCAUACCAACGGUGGUACGCUUGGAAUGUACGAUCCGAUCGGGACAGCUGAUUUUUAUCCGAACGGAGGCAAAAGUCAACCGGGAUGUUUGCCAUGGAUUUUUGGAAUGUCCUGUUCACAUGGCCGGGCGUGGGAGUUGUAUGCGGAAUCGGUUUACACGCCGGUUGGGUUUAAAGCGGUUCCAUGUGAUAGCAUCCAACAAAUCGAAGGAAGUGUGUGCCGUGCCGAUCUGCCCAAAGUGGAUAUGGGUGGUGAACCCGUGAAUGUUACAAAAUCGGGCCUGUACGUUCUUUCGACCAACAAUCGCUUCCCGUAUGCAAGGGGAUAG